AUGUUGUGGUAUCGCGGACGCUUGUGGGCGUUCCCCGCCUUGCUUGCUGUGUGCUUAGUUUUGUUGACCUGGCCUCUGUCGCGAACUGCUGAUGCGGCAAAGCUCUCCACGGAACAUACUCCAGCAGCGAGUGUAGCAGCAGCGUCGGACCCUCCUCGUCAGUCUGAUAACUAUACAACCGUGGUCCAGUGGGACAACUACACGAUAUUCCUCAAUGAUCAGCGGAUGUUCUUGCACUCGGGAGAGUUCCACCCGUUCAGGCUUCCUGUCCCUGAUCUGUGGUUGGACAUCUUCCAGAAGAUGGUUGCAGCGGGCUUGAACGCGGCUAGUCACGCUUCUGCAGAGCGGAGGAAUAUUCAUGGUUGGGCAGGGACUCUGACAAACCCUGCGCCUGGUGUACUCGACUUCAACGACUGGCGCGCGCUUCAGCCCGUCUUCGACGCGGCUAAGCUCGCGGGUAUAUUCAUUGUCUUGCGUCCAGGUCCAUAUAUUAAUGCAGAGACGACUGCGGGUGGUAUUGCGCUUUGGGCAACGAGUCUCGUAGCCGGAGAGCUACGCACAAACGCAACGGACUACAGGGACGCAUGGACGCCCUACAUUGAUGAGAUCGCUGCGAGUGUCGUCCCCAACCAAGUUUCCGAUGGAGGGCCUAUACUCGUUGUGCAAAUCGACAACGAAUAUUACCAAGACGCCUACACCGGAGAGUACUUCGUCGAGUUGGAGGAGGCAUACAGACAAGCCGGCGUCGUGAUUCCAUUGACAUACAACGACCCAGGUGAAGGAAAGAACUUCGUGAACGGCACGGGCGCUGUGAACAUCUAUGGCCUGGACUCCUACCCCCAAGGCUUUGACUGCUCCACUCCAGAGGUCUGGAGCCCAGUUGUCACUAACUAUCACCAGUAUCACGAGGAGACAGACCCCGCCGAGCCGUGGUACAUGCCAGAAUUCCAAGGCGGAUCGUUCGAUCCAUGGGGCGGAUCUGGCUACGAUGCGUGUGAAAUCCUCACUGGCGCCGACUUCCAAGAUGUCUUCAACAAGCAGAACUGGGCCUCAAACGUGAAGCUGAUCUCGUAUUAUAUGGUCUAUGGAGGUACCAACUGGGGAGGUCUCGCGGAGCCUGGCGUCUACACCAGUUAUGACUAUGGAUCUUCUAUUCGCGAGUCGCGUCUUCUCUCGGACAAGUUCGACGAGCUGAAGCGUCAAGGCAUCUUCUUGCGGAGCUCUCCAGAGUUUUACAAGACUGACUGGGUAGGUGACACCGACACGACCAUGCCCGGUGUCACCGUCAACGGUUCUGAAGCAUACGUGACCUGGCUGCGGAAUCCGGAUACUGGCGCUGGCUUCUACAUCGUGCGCCAGGCCAACUCUAGCUCACUGGCGGACAUCACGUUCCGCAUAUCCGUCCCCACUUCGGCUGGUACGCUAUCUCUGCCGCGCACCACGGAUUCUAUUGCACUCGAUGGACGGCAGAGCAAGGUCCUUGUCACCGAUUAUACAUUUGGUACCAGCUCGUCAGUGCUCUACUCUACCGCCAGCGUCUUCUACGCAGGCACCAUCGGUGGUCGCGAUAUCCUUUUCCUCUACGGCGACUUCAAUCAGAGCCACGAGAUCGCGCUGGAGUUCACCGGUACUGGCACACAGUUCGCGAAAUCUACCGUAUCGUUCUCUACCGGCGCUGAUAUCGAUGGGUACACCACUGUGACGCUACUUCCUGGAAUCGAAGGCUUCGUGCCGCUCUAUGAAUCCGACACGCAGCUGAUCCUAUACAGCGACUCAGUGACUGCGGCGACCUUCUGGGCCCCAGUCAUCCCAGCUAGCGAAGGAACUGCCUUCCAGAGCUACUACCAGUUCGGUUCGAAUACGACCGUUCUUGUUGGAGGGCCAUACCUGGUCCGCAACGCGAGUAUCUCCGAUGGGACGCUCGCGCUUAGGGGUGAUCUUAACCAGAGCGCCCUCCUGACUAUCAUUGCGCCCGACGACGUGACAUCUGUGACGUGGAAUGGUGCUCCUGUGUCAGCGUACUCGCUCACUGACGGUAUCUUGGCGGGCUACCUGUCGACAAAUUUGACGACCAGUUCGAUAACAGUCCCUGCACUGACUGGGUGGAAAUACGCGGACAGCCUUCCUGAGGUACAGAGCAACUUCUCGGACGCGGACUGGGUAAUCGCGAACCACACGACAACGAAUAUCACUCCUGGAAUGCUCUAUGGCGAUGGUCAGGUCCUUUUUGGUGAUUGCGAGAACACUGUUCUUUGGCGCGGUCACUUCACCGGCACGGGUUCGGAGACGUCUGUGAACUUGACUGUAAACGGAGGCACAGCUUUUGCUGGAUCCGUGUGGAUCAACGAUUACUUUAUCAGCUCCACUUGGUCAGUGAGCGAAGAACAAACUACUGUGGUAUACGCCUUCCCUGAGGGAUCCGUCUUGGUGGGCCAAGAUAAUGUUGUGACAGUGGUACAGGACGGAAUGGGUAAUGACGAGAGUCCGAAUGAGAAGUCACCUCGCGGUAUCCCCGGAUUCUUGCUGAAUGGCGGCAGUUUUACGGAAUGGAAAGUCCAAGGCAAACUCGGAGGCUACACUGCCUACCCUGACAAAGUUCGUGGGAUCUUGAACGAAGGCGGUCUGUACGGUGAACGCGAUGGAUGGCACCUGCCGGGCUACGAUACAUCGAGCUGGACCGCCCGAGAACUAUCCGAAGGACUGCCAUCCAGUGGGGCGGGUAUUGGUUUCUUUGUCACAACGUUCGACCUGUCGAUACCCCAGGAAACCGACGCUUUGAUGUCGUUCCAAUUCGACACGCUAAACCAGGCUUAUCGAGCUCUAUUAUUUGUGAAUGGGUGGAGUUAUGGGAAGCGAGUCGCAAACAUCGGCCCGCAAACCAUCUUCCCUGUUCCCCAAGGAAUACUCGAUUAUGAUGGCACAAAUACUGUGGCCGUAGCCUUAUGGGCCCUGGAGAACAGCUCUGUAUCGCCCACUCUUGAGCUCGUCGUUGACAAUGUAUACGAAGGAGGUGUGGGUUCCAUUGCAACGAACAACCCCAGUUGGUCUCCACGUAGCCUAUUAUAACGCUGUUGUAACACACAGAGUUGAGGAAGGAAUAGGAAAAGCCUCGGGGUCUUAAGAUGUGGAAUCAACUUAACGUGGCAUUGUUA
Postia placenta MAD-698-R-SB12 is the source of this 3152-nucleotide messenger RNA. Its product is annotated as glycoside hydrolase family 35 protein. The transcript is spliced from 20 exons. Gene Ontology annotation, biological process: carbohydrate metabolic process. Bases 1 to 3066 code for a protein of 1021 amino acids. The record is from RefSeq and is a predicted model, not a curated record. Gene Ontology annotation, cellular component: vacuole. Gene Ontology annotation, molecular function: beta-galactosidase activity. NCBI's taxonomy places the organism in Eukaryota, Fungi, Basidiomycota, Agaricomycetes, Polyporales, Adustoporiaceae.